AAAUUAUCAAUCAUUAUUAGUUUAUCAUCAUCAACACCAUCAGUCACCAAUCCAUCAAUCAUCAGUUGAUCAUCAUCAUCAUCAUCAUCUCUCAAUCAUCACUUACAAAUUAUCACUGUGAUCGACGUCCUCUGGACGAGAGACAAGCGGACACACGAAGCCAGACCAACGCAAUGGGAGCCCCGGGACAGCGACCGCUGAUGCUGUUCGCGGCGUCUUUGUGGUGCUUCGUAGCAGCGCUACCGACUGCGAGGGCUUUUGACAGGGCUCCCACUUGGAAGUCUGUGGCCCGCGUUCUGCCCUCGAGCCCCUCACUGAGCCCCCCUUUCGACGAGCGGUUUGAGACAUGGUUCUUCGAGUGGCACCAGGGCUACUCGCAAGAGGAGGUGGCGGAGAUAGCCUGCAACAUGCUGCGGUGCCUCAACGACAUGUUUGACCUUGACUCAUUCAUCGCAGCGAUGAACGCCUCUCACAGCCUCCGAACGGACUCUUCCACUGCGUCCACGGGCGCGAUCUGGCCGAUCGACACCAUCAAUGGAAAGAGGGUCUCGGGCGCUGACCUCCCAAUCGUAAUCUCCAUUGGGGACCCAGCCUCUGACGUGGUGACGGUGAACCAACACGGGAAGGGAACAACUGGCCACGAAGAAUUGUUGCAGACCACGGGAAUCGCCACCAGCCCGCGUAUCGAGUUCAAAGUUCUCCAUCCCCGGGGAAGGCCCUGGUCACCCGUGAACGCCGAGGUGUUGGUAGCCCUGAGCGGCAUGGCCCUGCUGGUCAUGGGAGGGGUGGCUGUGGCGUCGGUCCUGAAGAGAAGGCGGACCCGUGGCCAGUACAAGCUGGUGGCCGGAGUGGCCAAGGUGGAGACGAGGGCCUGACAUUGGCGUCUUUUCGUUUGGCCCAGCGUGUUGUUCUGCCGGAGGUUGGCGUCUCAUCCGCAGCCUGACUUGACUUGAGUAGCAGGCGUACGUAAUGGUAAACAUGUCCUUGGGCUGCUGAUGUAAAAUCACGGCCAUUUUACUUCCGACCCGUUGUAAUAAGCAGCCAACUUAUUCAAUUCUGGCUGGGCUGCAGAUGAGACGCUAAGGAUAGGCGCAUGUGUUAAGUUUGGCACCCGUUUUUUGACACUGAAAUCCGCGGUGGGCCGGGCUACAUUUAGAUCCACCCUUCCUUCUAUCAAUGUAUGCCUUGGGAUUAGUGGGCCAAUGCCAUUUUUCCCAUUGAUUUACCCAGCUGGUCAUGAUUCGGUUUGGGCUGCGUAGAUGCUGAGCGUGCGAACAACAGCAACAAUAUAAUACGACAGGUGAAUAAGAUGGUAACUUAUCGUCAGGUGGCGGUCGUGCCAGGCAUUAGCAAAGCAAGCAUCAGCUCGAGAAUCAAAGAUACUCAAGGGGUCACGGAUAUCAUGAAAACAUGGGUGGGGCUGUAUCAAAUAUCAGGCGGUGGCUGCGCCUGAUGUUGAAAUUCUUUUGCACCGUACGUAACCACGGGUAGAAGGGGUUUCACAACAUUUGUGUGUGGUGAUCGACCAACCCCCGCUGUGGCCUUCAUAGUGCUGGCUCACAGACAGCCAGUAGUGUAAAUGGGAAACACCACAGGCGAUGUGGUGGGGUAAAGCGUUGGGGUAUGCACCCACUUCUUCCAAGACGUCUGGCCAACGUCGAGGAGCAGACCAAAAUAGCCACUAUAAUGGCUCUGCUUCAGAUAUGUGACCCACUUCCUUUUUUUAUUUAGUAAAUCUUUUGUGGCCUGUUAGGAACCGGCCACACAGCAGGAGGUGAGCGGUGAGUCCACGCGUGGCCCGCCCAUUAUUUGAUUUACCACUUCCAUCCGCGCCUCUUUCCCACACUGCGCACUUGUCUCAUUCACAGUUUUGGUAAGCCCACAAGCUGACUCUUGCCAAAAUGAGUAAAAAACAAACUUCGCUGGAGAGCUUCUUUGAAAAGGGGGAAAAACCCAAUGAUGAACGCCCCCCCCCCCUCCGUCCGUGAAAAAUUUGUCUUCCACGAAACCGGUCCCUGGUGCCAAAAAGGUUGGGGACCGCUGGUCUACAGUAUUAUUACAGCUGUCGCGAUGUUAGGACAUGCGUUUGAUUUGCUUGAUGUUGCUGUGGCGUUUCGUCAUUGUUAUCCCCUCCGCUUGGUGUGCGCGUGUUUUUCAUUUUUAUUAAAAUAUUUAAACAUUUAAG
This is a messenger RNA of Petromyzon marinus (sea lamprey), 2185 nucleotides long. RefSeq lists its product as uncharacterized. The record is from RefSeq and is a predicted model, not a curated record. Lineage: Eukaryota; Metazoa; Chordata; Hyperoartia; Petromyzontiformes; Petromyzontidae.